UCGUUUAAAAACAAAUUUUAAUUAAUUUAAUUAAUUUGAUAAAUUGUGAGGUUUAAAUAUUGACAUUUAGGAUUUCAAGUCUUAAAAGCAUAAUAUAAUAUAAUUUAAAUCUGUAUGAUUUAGUUUAAAAAAAUGAGUAAUUUGCACGAUACUAAAGUCAAUGUUUCAACGAUUAAAAGAGUAAAGGAUCAUAAACUUCGACGCAAUCAUGAAGAGACGAAUCCAUGUAUGAAGGAGCAUAACUUAUCUUUAAAAUGCUUAGAUGAUAACAAUUAUGUUCACGAUGCUUGUGAAUUGUACUUUGAAAAUUAUCGUAAUUGUCAAGACUUUUGGCAAAAAGUAGUGGCUGAUCGUAAAAGAAAAAAUGUCACACCUUAUCUUCCGAUUCCAGAAGAUCGAGAAAAUGUAAAAAACGAAUACAUUAAAUUAGGUUUUAAAUAAAUUAAUAAAUGAUAUAUGCAUGCAUUUGCAUAUAUUUUAGCAAUAACGUUUCAGUGAUCAAUCAUUUAAAUUUUGCCAAUUUCCUUUAAGUAAAAAUGUAUUAAUUUAAAAUAAA
This is a messenger RNA of Polistes dominula (European paper wasp), 556 nucleotides long. Its product is annotated as coiled-coil-helix-coiled-coil-helix domain-containing protein 7. Gene Ontology annotation, biological process: mitochondrial respiratory chain complex assembly. The record is from RefSeq and is a predicted model, not a curated record. Gene Ontology annotation, cellular component: mitochondrion. Lineage: Eukaryota; Metazoa; Arthropoda; Insecta; Hymenoptera; Vespidae.